Molecule: messenger RNA, 2586 nt
Organism: Cotesia glomerata
Lineage: Eukaryota; Metazoa; Arthropoda; Insecta; Hymenoptera; Braconidae
Product: 1-phosphatidylinositol 3-phosphate 5-kinase-like
Exons: 7
Coding region: 878-2158 (426 amino acids)
Biological process (GO): epidermal growth factor receptor signaling pathway
Molecular function (GO): receptor ligand activity; epidermal growth factor receptor binding
Source: RefSeq, a predicted model, not a curated record
CGUCACCGUCUCCUCAGUAAACUCCUUGCCGUCUUUUGGUCGACACUAGUCCACCCUGUGACUCCCCACAAAAGUAAAAUUACCCCUUCCCCUGUAAAAAAUAAAAAAAACUCCCAAAAAAAAAUAGUAAGUUUUUCCGAUUUUAAACUUUUGAAUUGCGCGCCAAAAUUUUCCGAGCGUCGCUCCCGUUUUUCUGCAGUGCAACUGGUAAAUAUUAACACACUUGACUCAAUCCACACUCUUAUACAUUUUUUCCACACACACAUAUACAUAAAAGUGUAUAAUAUAUGACGAUUAAAUAAAAGACGAAAAAGUCCGAUGUAGCAAUGGCGCUCGUGUCCGGCAACGAUCACUAUUUAUUUUACAAAUAAAAUAUUAUAUUAAAUUUUUGAGGGCUCCAGCCCUCAGUCAAGUGCUUCAUAUAUUUUAGAUAUAUAUAAAUAUACAAAGUGAAAUAUAUCAACGCUGAUAAAUAAACUUGGAUCUAAUUGUUGUUGGAUUACCAGCAGGAACAUCAGCAGCAAUUGAAAAGGAACAAAAAAUAUUUAAAGAGGAAAAUGCUUGUGAAAAAAAUGACCGUUCGUUUUUUUGAGUGACAUGGUGCCAGUGCUGGAUUAUAGAAUACAACUGGUGGUAUUUAUUCUAUUGAUUAUUUAAAAUUGUUUAUUGUUGGUUAUUUAUGGGAAUACUUAGUUGGUUUUUUAUUGAAUUGUUUAUUGACAGAUAAGUGGGGUUAGAUCUGUACUGGUGGAUCCUGCUCUGUCGAUGACAGAUGGAACGGUGCUUCGAAAGAGUGCGAGUAAUUGUUUAUUUGGUUGUUGGUUGGUGAGUGCUCCCUGGGUUCACGAGGUUGUGGGCUGAUGCUGCAACUUGCGGUAUGCUGCGAUUUCUCACACGACUUUCAGGUCGGCGACGACACGUGUGUCGGAGUUGCGGUGCACUUGCUCCAAACUCUUCAUCAUCAUCAUCAUCAGCAGCAGCAGCAGCUUCCAGUCUCUCGAGCCCAUUACCAAGCCCGGAAACUCUCAAGCUGGAUUGCAGAUUGAACCACUUGCAGGAUAAAGAAGACAACUAUGACGUGAGAUUAGGGUGCUGCUACUCCCGGUUAAGGAGCCACCAGCUCUACGAUCACCACAGUCAUCACCACCAUCGUCAUCACCAGGGAGGUUAUCUCAAUCUAGAUGCUGACAAUCAGAGCAGACAAGAGUCGUCUUCCUCGAGGCAUACUGCCUCCUCGGACAACCGGUUACUUCAGGACUCCUCUGAUGACUCUCUCACCAGGAUAACGGGGCUAAGGACGACUUCCACCACUAUUCCGACGAUAUCUUCUUCGACACGGGACUUUACUAUUAAUAAUAAUAAUAAUAAUAAUAAUAAUAAUAAUAAUAAUAAUAAUAAUAAUAUAGAAUGUGGUAAUGUUGAAAUAAAUAAUAGUAAACAAAUUUUACAAACGAGACAAAGAACAAGAAGAGAAACAUGUCGAGACACGAAUAGAACUGUUGAUACUAUACAUAGAAGAAAUGGAAUUCCUUCGUAUUUAGCGACGAUAUUAUUGUUGUCAUAUGCUUUGUUUGGAAUAGCAGAUGCAUGUUCUUCAAAAUCGACACCGAAACCGCGGCCUCCAACGACGACAGCUCGCCCCAGCAUCACAUUCCGUCAAAAUCCAUGCCCGCCUGAUUACGCGGAGUGGUAUUGUCUGAACCAAGCGACUUGUUUUACUGUCAAAAUACAAGACUCUUUACUCUAUAAUUGCCUAUGCGCUGACGGGUUCGUAGGCCAAAGGUGUGAAUUUAAAGACUUAGAAGGUUCAUAUACACCGUCAAGGCAAAGGAUGAUGUUAGAAACAGCGAGCAUAGCUGGCGGUGCGACGAUAGCAGUAUUUCUUGUCGUUAUUAUUUGCAUAGCUGCUUAUAUUCAUUGUAAACGCAAACAAAAAGAAUUACGUGCUAGAUCCGGAACAGACACAGUCGACGGAGUGAGCCGUGAUCCAGAAUUAAGGCCAUUUAGUCGUAAUCGAUCAAUAGCAAAAAUAAUGGCCAAGAAUCAACACUUCUCUCCGAUAAUGUUUCCGUCGAUAGAGCAGACACGAAUGCCGAGCUGGAACGUCGAACUGACGAGACUGGCCUCCGUCAACGAAGGGAAGCGCUCCAGUCAGUGAUCGAUUAAUCGAUUAAUCGAGGAUUAAUCAACAAUUAACGCGACAAUUAACCAUCGAAACAUCACAAAAAAAACUGCCAACAUCACAUUUGAUUUUACCGACGGAUGAUUAAUCAUUAAUCGAAAAUGAUUAAUGAGUAAUGGUGAUUAAUCAUCCGUUAAUUCUUCAUUUUUGUCAGCAAAAAUGAAAGAGUCAAAGACUUAUUAUUAAUUUAUUAUUAUUAUUAUUAUUAUUAUUAUUAUUAUUAACAUUAAUACGAUUAAUUAGGUUAAUUAAUUAAUAACCGUUAAUUUGAUUAAUUGAUUAAUAAUUAAUGGUUGAAAAAGAAAUUUUCGUUAAUUUAUGACGCGCCUUUAUUUGGGAAAGUAAACGGCAUUCUACACUUUUUUUCAUUUUUUUUUUUUAUUAACAAAGAUGUAGAUAAUUAA